Messenger RNA from Cuscuta campestris, 1212 nucleotides. NCBI's taxonomy places the organism in Eukaryota, Viridiplantae, Streptophyta, Magnoliopsida, Solanales, Convolvulaceae. The record is from the annotation of a GenBank genome assembly.
AAAUAGUUUUUACCUUCAAAUAAUUUUAUAUGUCCGUAAUAUUCUCUUUUUAGCGACAAAUAAGAUUUCUGUCACUAAGGAUCUGUCGGUAAUGCCCACUUUUUUUGUAGUGGGUGCCAAGGGAGGUCUUAUGGAGGUGCCUUGAGACGAGAGGAGUUCCCAUCGUGUACACUCGCGCGAUCAAGGAUAUGUACAAUGGGGCUAUGACCAGGGUAAGGACUUCCAAGGGUGACUCUGAGCCAUUCUCGGUAGGGAUGUGGUUGCACGAGGGGUCUGCCCUUAGCCCUUUUUUGUUCGCCUUGGUGAUGGACGUCCUAACUCAAGGUGUUCAAGAAGGGGUCCCAUGGUGCAUGCUUUUCGCGGAUGAUAUUGUGCUUAUCGACGACACACACAUGUUUCAAUAUCUUGGCUCGGUAAUCCAGGCUGAUGGGGAGUUAGACGGGGAUGUUGGACAUCAUGUUGGAGUGGCUUGGGCCAAAUGGCGGUUAACUUCAGGGGUGUUGUGUGAUCCGAACAUUUCGCCCAGGAUGAAAGGUAAGUUCUACCGAUCCGUAGUCAGACAUGCUAUGUUAUAUGGGGCAGAGUGUUGGGCGGUUAAGAAGACUCAUGUGGGUCAUUUGCAUGCGGCGGAGAUGCGGAUGUUACGAUGGAUGUGUCGGAAGACAAGGUUGGAUAGGAUUUCGAACGAACUUAUCCGACGUCAGGUAGGCAUGGCGCCGGUGGAAGAUAAGUUGCGGGAAGCGAGGUUGAGAUGGUUUGGUCAUGUGAGACGGCGGGAUGCUGACGUCCCUGUUGAGCCGGGGGUCUCUUGGAAACAGCCUCCCUACUUCCGAGUAGGGGCAAGAACUGAAGCCGAACAGCGCAGGAAACAGAGAGGAAAACUAGAGAGAGCCGAGAGAAGGAAGAAGAGAGAAAAAGAGCGGUGCAGCCUGGUUUUGUGCUCCGAUCGACGACCAAACGAGCUCCGAUCGGGAUGAAAUUUUAGUAUGUUGUUCCUCACAUCCUCUUCUUCAUAUCCAACGGUGGGAUUAUUGUUUUGACCUCUCGAUGACGGUAAAACUGCCUCUGUUUACUGCUGCAUUUUUAUUGGGGAUUUCUCACUUUUCAGUGAAGAUUAUUAUUGUUUGGUGGUCUAAGUUAUUACUUGAUGAUUGUGUAUACCUCUAAUUGAUUUAGAGAGAAUUCUUGGUGUACCCACUGAUUUAAUUGGUG